AUGUCCGACCAUGAUAUCUCCGCUGCCCAUCAGCCCUCCCCAGCCUCCUCUUUAUCCCUCGCCCAUCCCUCACAUCUCACGACAAAGCUAGCCAAGGAGCGGCCGCUGUACUCGCUCGAGUUCUUCCCGCCCAAGACGACGCAGGGCCUGGAGAACCUCUACGCCAGAAUUGCGCGCAUGGCGCGCCCUGCCUGGGUCAACGUCACCUGGGGUGCGGGAGGAUCGACGGACCGCUGGAGUGUGGAGAUGGCUACGCGGAUACAAAAGGGCCAAUUGCCAUACUCGGGCAGCGGAUCGCUCUCGCUCGAGUCCAAGCUGAAAGCUCAUCAAUUGAACCAGGGGCCAGACAGCCCCGGGUCGCCCUCGUCGGCAGAAGGAGACACUACCUCGCCCUCAAGCGGGAUCGAUGCGCUGCUUCAUCUGACGUGCACAAACGUGACGGUCGAAUCGCUUCGUACCAGCCUGGCGCAAGCACGAAAUUCAGGUGUGCGCAACAUUCUCGCGUUGCGGGGCGACCCGCCGCGCGGGCACGAGUACUGGGUCGCCGCGGACGACCGGUUCCAGCACGCCGUGGACCUCGUCCGUUUCAUCCGGCAGGAGCACGGCGACUUUUUCUGCAUCGGCGUCGCGGGCUAUCCUGAGGGUCACCCAGAUGAUGCGCUGCUCGCCAACCACACCGUCGGAGACGGCGAGCACGGUAUCGACCUCGUCGAGCGCGACAUCCAGAACCUACUCGCGAAGCAGGCGGCCGGCGCGCAAUUUGUCAUCACACAGCUCUUCUACGACGUCGAUGCCUUCCUUGCGUGGGAGCGCCGAGCUCACGCAGCCGGAGUGCACAUCCCGAUCGUCCCCGGAAUGAUGCCGAUCGUCAAUUUCCAGUCCUUCCGCCGCAUGACGAUGCUCUGCAAGGUCGGUGUCCCCCCGCGCGUGCUUUCCGCGCUGGAGCAGAUCAAGGCGGAUGAUGCGCAAGUCCGCACGUACGGCAUCGAGCUGUGUGCGAACAUGAUCGCGCGCAUCUGGACUGAGCCACACAGCAGGGUCAAGGCGUUCCACUUGUGCACGCUCAACCUCGAGAAGAGCGUCAGCAGGGUGCUAGCGCAGUGUUCAUGGUGGAACCACUCGACGGCCGCGGCCGCUGCGCGGCAAGGUGAAGAGUGCGACAUCAACUCCACGAACGGCAUUUCCAUCGGGCGAAAUCGAAAGAUUCAGACAGACACGAUAAUCCGCAACGACACGUGGGACGAGUUCCCCAACGGGCGGUUCGGCGACAUCCGCAGCCCUGCCUAUGGUGAAAUGGACGGCUACGGCGCAAGCCUCAAGGUUCCGCCCGCAGAAGCGCUCCGUGCAUGGGGCCACCCUACGAGCAUCGGCGACAUUUCGGACCUAUUCAUUAAGUACCUCGAAGGCAAGCUUGAAGUCAUCCCCUGGUGUGACGGCCCACUGAUGCAGGAGACGGAAUCGAUCCGCGAAGCGCUCCUGCGCCUUAACGCAUCACCUACCACUCGCAAUGCUGCGGGCGAAUCUGGCAAAGCCUGGUGGACGGUCGGUUCGCAGCCGUCCGUCGACGGGAUUGACUCGAGCGACCCGGCGUUCGGAUUUGGGCCGCGCGGCGGUUACGUGUACCAGAAGGCUUUUGUUGAAUUCUUCAUCACGGAGCAGGAGAAAGAGGCGCUAAAGGAGCAGAUCGCCGAGCACGGUUCCAGCGUCGUCAGCUUCUUCGCUGGCAAUCGCCACGGCGCGUUCGAGACGAACAUGGAAGCGGGCAAGUCCAAUGCGGUCACUUGGGCCGUCUUCCCCGGCCGGGAGAUCGUACAGCCCACUAUCAUCGAAGAGGAUUCGUUCAAGGCAUGGUGCCAAGAGGCGUUCGCGAUCUGGGCAGAGUGGGAGCUCCUCUUCCCGCCUCAGUCGGCCACCAAGCAGCUGCUGCAUGAAAUUGGCGAGCAGCGGUGGCUCAUCACCGUCGUCCAUCACGAGUAUCGCGAUCCCGACGCGCUUUGGCGCUUCCUUACCACUCGGAACAGCAACAGCACCUGCACCACCAACAACAAAUAGACACCGAGGCAUUGCAUUUCGGCAUGUAUCAAAGCAAGACGGCCCAAUUGACAUGCAUGACAGCGCAUGGGUACCUGCCAAGCAAGCGAUACACAGCAACCGAUUCCCCAUAUGAUCAUUUGCAAUUCAAAACCAAGAAUGUAUGUUGUAGUACAGAAACGAACGAAAUGUGUAGUUCGAAUUUGCGGCUGCGCCCUGUGGCAUGGGCGUGAAGCGCAGUACGAUGCGGUGCGGAGCUUCGAGCGUAGGAGCAUGUCAGUUUGCACGAGGCACACGCGAGCCAGACACCCCUCCCCCCUUUUCCACGAAGGAUAUGGGAGACAGCCAGGCAUCCAGACGGCGGGCGUUACUCUGUUUGUCGCGGAAUGAGGCUAGGUAAAGGGUUGACACACGAGUCAAUAUCACU
Tilletiaria anomala UBC 951 is the source of this 2458-nucleotide messenger RNA. RefSeq names its product MTHFR-domain-containing protein. Bases 1 to 2052 code for a protein of 683 amino acids. Lineage: Eukaryota; Fungi; Basidiomycota; Exobasidiomycetes; Georgefischeriales; Tilletiariaceae. Gene Ontology annotation, molecular function: FAD binding; methylenetetrahydrofolate reductase [NAD(P)H] activity. Gene Ontology annotation, cellular component: cytosol. The record is from RefSeq and is a predicted model, not a curated record. Gene Ontology annotation, biological process: tetrahydrofolate interconversion. The transcript is spliced from 5 exons.